ACGAACGUAACUUAUAUAGAUGUAUGGAGUGAUAUGGACGUUUACGAUAUUAUCGAUGAAUGGAUUUGUAUAAAAUUAUGCAAUUAGGCCUAAACAAAAAAUGGAUUCCGGGGUGUGAUCCACAUCCUGAGGCCAAUACAGUUCUCGACGCCAUAUAUAAACACACACACAUAUACCAUUAUUCAUUAUAGCAGCGCUAGCUCUAACAUCAUCUCAACAAAAGUACACUCAAAUCGAGGGAAAGAAAGACGAUAAUGGAAGCAGCGAAGAAUUCAUUGAAGGCGAAGGGAGAGAGCCAGAGGAUCGUGGUUGCUGUGGACGAGAGUGAAGAGAGUAUGUUCGCCUUGCAAUGGUGUCUUUCAAAUCUCACUUCUCCAGACACCAAAAACACUUUGAUUCUACUCUACGUUAAGCCUCCUCCAGCCAUCUCAAUCUCUUCCUUCGAUGCGCCUGGGUAUGUGUUUUCAAGCGAGGUGAUUUCGGCGAUGGAAAAGCAGAGCAAGGAUUUGGUUAGCGCGGUGAUGAAGAGAGCGGAAGCGGUUUAUGCGAAGUUUAGUAGCAACGUAAAUUUGGAGAGAGUAGUUGGGAAGGGAGAUGCGAAGAACGUGAUAUGUCGCACGGUGGAGAAGCUUGGAGCCGAUACCUUGGUAAUGGGAUGCCAUGGUUAUGGCUUCUUCCAGAGGGCAUUGCUCGGGAGUGUGAGCGAUUAUUGUGCGAAAUAUGCAAAAUGUCCCGUGGUUAUUGUGAAACAUCCUUAAGAUUCUAGAGAAAAAAAAGAAUAAUUAAAAGCCACCCAAGAGAAUUAACGGAAUUUUAAUUGGCAUGAUCUUUCUUAUGAGAGGAUGGAGACUUGAUUUCUCAUCUCGGAGCAUUGUAUUAAAAGAAUAAGGUUGUAAUUCAACUGUACUAUUAUAUGUUAUAAUCUCAAUGGAAAUUAGGUCUCUUUACUUUCGAGGA
Cucumis melo (muskmelon) is the source of this 957-nucleotide messenger RNA. RefSeq names its product universal stress protein PHOS32. The record is from RefSeq and is a predicted model, not a curated record. Lineage: Eukaryota; Viridiplantae; Streptophyta; Magnoliopsida; Cucurbitales; Cucurbitaceae. Bases 255 to 758 code for a protein of 167 amino acids. The transcript is spliced from 4 exons.